UCUUCAUGCACGAUGAUCGCUUCCACGACAAGGAAAACCACAGCCGACCACGCCAGAGGGAGUUUUUCGGUGGCCAAAAGUUAAGGCAUCCGAAAGAUGACAGUGUGUGGGUGCAUGAUCUGUUUGAUGAGAUAAAUAUCCAUGAUGUUCAGCAUGACAAUAUAAGGAGGCCAACAAUUCCUUUUGGACCAUGGGCUGGUGAUAGAACUCAUGUUGUUAACCAUGGUUAUCUUGAAGGAACCAAAUCACCAUCAUACUAUCAUGGUAACAGGGCAGACUACAAGUAUAUCCCAAAGGGCUCCCUUACUCGCUAUGAAAGCAGCAACAACUAUAACAGAUUUCCAAAUGAAGCCCACACUUCCUAUGACAAUUCCAAGAACUACAGAAGUGUUCCAAGAAAAUUCCACUCCUACUAUGACGAGAAGAACUUUGAUAAUGCCCGAAGAGAACCUCGUACCUAUCAUGUGAAUGCUAUAGGUUAUGCACCAAAUGUUUACAGAGGGAAACCAUCUAGGCCCUACCAACCUCACUGGAAGAGUACUUUUGGAAUCUCUUCGGUGCAAAGAAAUAGGACAUAUUCCAGAUCACAGAAUGAAGAGGCUUGUUCCAGUGCAGGUGAGGGAAAGUGCUAUUAUCGGACUUCAGAUUUACAGAAUGAGCAAGAUAUUCCUUUGAAGGAAGAACUCCCCUUAAUUCAAAGAAGAAAAGCGCCACCUGCAAUUUUUAGUAAACUCUUCACAACCUCCGUUCAUAUGGCACAUAGUUCUCUGAAAACACAAUAUCGUCCUGUUUUGGGGGUGAAGCCUUUUGUUCCAUCUGGUGGGCAUGAAAAUGCUGUUGAUUCUGUUAGUACAGUUUCCAUAAAAGCCAUGCCCAGCCUUGGUUCUCAUUCAUCUCUAUCAACAUCAAACAACUACAGCCAAUAUUCAAAAUCCAGGGACCAAGGAGGUGGUUUGAACAAUGGUGAGUCUGCAAAGAACAUAUUUUCUUCAACUAGUCAAGCAACUGGAUAUGAUACUGAAUUCAGUGAUGCAGUCUAUCAGCAAAGGUCAGUUCAGCAACUCCAACCGAGACAAAGGGCAUCUACUCAGAUAUUUCAUCAAAACAUUGUCAGCACAAACAACAUUCAGUCUCAUCCACAAGCUACAUCGACAAGUUCAACUGAAGAUGCAGAGACCAGUCCGCCUCCUGGAUCAAAGAAUUCUGAAGCACCUGCUGUGGUAACAGGGCAAACUGAUAAGGAGGAACCAGUGAGUGCUUCUUUUUCGCAUGACGGUGGUCAAGCUCUUGGUGAUCAAGGGUUCCCUGGUACUCCAGCAGCAUUGCCAGCUAUGCAGUUCAGCGGCCAGCAUCCUAACAGACCUGAUAUUCCUUCAAUUGGUAUGGCUUUACCAGGACGUUUGUCGCACCAACUUGGUGGCAAUUCUGAGAUGAAUCACAUGACUUGGCUGCCAACAUUGUCUGGUGCUGCUGGGUCUUUUGGGGAAACAUAUCAUCCUUGUUAUCUUGGCAGUUAUUAUCCUCAACCUUCUCAACUUUCAUUUUCAUCAGUAUCCUCAAGAAACCAUAGUGUGACUGAUGUUCCUGUUUCAUUGAACUCCCAUGAGAUACCAGAGGUUGUAGAUCAAGAACUUCAGCAACGCAAGAACAAACCUCGCAGAUACUCCGAGAUGAGCUUUGCAUCAUGAACAUAACGAGUUUGGUGGCAACCGAAGUGAAUUGACAGAACCAGCUUUCAGUUGUGUACAACUAGCACAAUCUAUUGCCAGACUGCUCAAUUAGCACAGCCCAGUACUUUGUCAAGUCCAAGUCCUGAGACCCUUGUUUUCUUCUCUGAAGCACUUCGUUUUACUCGCUGUAACAACAUACACCAGGUUUGACUGUUUAGGUAAGCAAGUUCUUGUCGUAGCCGUAUGCACUGGCCUGCACCUUGUAGAUCGUGCUGGUUUUCUGGUACUCAAAUUGUUAGGUCUCUCGCCAUGACGAUCCCGAGGUUGGCAGUUACUAUUUGUGAAAUCUUUGUCGUGGCCAAGAGUAGUAGACUUGCUUCUGCUCUGCUCUUGUCUUGAAUUUUCAGCUGUUUUGCUAGCGUGGCCUUCGUUUGAAACUUCUUAUAUCAAUACCUUACAGUGGCAACACAAACCACAUCUUCCAUUACUGCUGUUCUUAGCAUAUCAUCCGUAGUUAGUGGCACAUGUCAUGUAUUCUUUUGACGGAACACAUUUGUCGACGUAUUCAUGUGCUGAUUAUGGUCCUCUUUUCUUAUGGGCUGCUGGGACAUAUAACUUGUUA
This is a messenger RNA of Lolium rigidum, 2292 nucleotides long. RefSeq lists its product as uncharacterized. Gene Ontology annotation, cellular component: exon-exon junction complex. Gene Ontology annotation, molecular function: mRNA binding. The coding region runs from base 6 to 1688 and encodes 560 amino acids. Gene Ontology annotation, biological process: mRNA processing. Lineage: Eukaryota; Viridiplantae; Streptophyta; Magnoliopsida; Poales; Poaceae. The record is from RefSeq and is a predicted model, not a curated record. The transcript is spliced from 11 exons.